Rosa chinensis is the source of this 525-nucleotide messenger RNA. RefSeq names its product ninja-family protein AFP2-like. Gene Ontology annotation, cellular component: nucleus. Gene Ontology annotation, biological process: negative regulation of DNA-templated transcription; signal transduction. The transcript is spliced from 2 exons. Bases 1 to 525 code for a protein of 174 amino acids. NCBI's taxonomy places the organism in Eukaryota, Viridiplantae, Streptophyta, Magnoliopsida, Rosales, Rosaceae. The record is from RefSeq and is a predicted model, not a curated record.
AUGAUAGCAGAGGGAGAUCUGUUGAGGAGAAUUGUUUCCGGUGACGAUUUAUCUCGAAAAGCCGUCGUUGACGAGCAGGUCCAAGAUUUCAACGACGUUAAGCUGAGCCUGGGGCUGGGGCUGUCAUUGAACCGUCGGUUUGGGGUGGACCCGAAGGCCAAGGUGGGGCUACAACUCAAACGAUCGUCUUCAGUCUCAGACUUCUCGCCUGCGGUUAGGACUCCGGUGAGAGAUGAGGAGGCAACGACGUGUCACGUACCCCGGCCGUGUAUGGUGCCUCUGAUUAGGACUUGCUCACUUCCGACGGAGACAGAGGAUGAGUGGAGGAAGAGGAAGGAGCUGCAGAGCUUGAGGAGAAUGGAGGCGAAGCGGAAGCGAUCAGAGAAGCAGCAGAAGAGUUAUUCGAAGCUGCAUAGGGGCCGGACUUGGGAGAAUUUGGAGAAAGAUAGGAGAGUAGAGGCCAUCAAUGGUGGCAGUUGUCCUCCUCUUCCGAGUCCGGCGGCAUUCUGUACAGAUCCGCCAUGA